Molecule: messenger RNA, 6025 nt
Organism: Lucilia sericata (common green bottle fly)
Lineage: Eukaryota; Metazoa; Arthropoda; Insecta; Diptera; Calliphoridae
Gene: CalpC
Product: calpain-C
Exons: 2
Coding region: 1213-3249 (678 amino acids)
Biological process (GO): proteolysis
Cellular component (GO): cytoplasm
Molecular function (GO): calcium-dependent cysteine-type endopeptidase activity; calcium ion binding
Source: RefSeq, a predicted model, not a curated record
UAAAGGUUUUUUAUGGUAAACCAGGUGGCUACAUUGCUAUUCUAACAUGUUUUUAUGUCUUUUUCUUUUAAGCCAUAAAAAAACUGUUGGCUGAUUGCCCAAAAAAAAUAUAAAACUCUCUUAGCUGGUUCAAAGCAACCAAUCUAACCAACUUAAACAUUCAUUAUAUUUUCUUUCUUUCAUUUUCGUGCGCUCGUUCGUUUAUACGUUCGCAUUCUACACUAUUUUUGCGUGUACAAUAUAGACAAUAAUUUUUUUAUUUUUAUUUGGAUUUUUUUUUUAAAUAACUUUCACUUUGUGUGCACUUGGACGAAAAUCAUAAAUUUUUUUCUUUAUUUUUUUUUUUUAACUAAUAUUUGAGUUUGAGUGCUAGUACAUACUAGUACUAGUUAAUAAGUAAUAAUUUAGUUUUAUUUUUUUGUGGAAUUAUUGUGUAUUGAAUGAAGAAAACAGAAGACAUUGCAGUGUUGUUGUUGUGUGUGUGUUUUUUUAAUACGAAUUUGAAUUUUUCCCCAAAACAAGGUCAUACGCAAAACUAACAACUCUUAUAAAUUAAUAAUAAGAAAACGACAAAUAAAUAAUAAUAAAAAAUAUUUUUUGAAUAUAUAAAUAGAAACAAAAGAAAAAAAAACAAGUACAAAAAGAAAUUAAUACGUGAUUAAAAAUUUAAUUAGUUUUAUUACUAAAGAAAGGAAAAAGAAUUAUAAAAAUUGUUUAAAGUGUAAGGUGUUGUUAAGUUUUAUUCCAAUAAAAAAAAAAGUUAAAGAAACCAGAAUAUUCCUACAAAUUGGAAAAGUUUAACGACAAAAAAUAUUAAUAAAAAAUAUUGGUGUUGGUUAAUGUGUCAAGUUGAGCACGAACAGCAGCACCAACAAAACGAGUGGUGUGUGUUCACAUUAAUAAAAAAAAAAUUAUAAAUAAUAUUUAAGUUUUCUUUAAACAACAUAUGUAUUUGCAUAAGAAAACGCCCACAACUUAAGACCAAAAUAAGUAAAUUAAUUGAACGGUAAAACUAACCAUCCAACUAAACAUCCGUCCGUCUAACUAUCAAACAGCCAAACAACAUAAACGCCAGCCAGCUAACCAACCAACCAACAAAAAACUCAGCAGUUAUUUAGUUGAGUUGUUGUUAAAUGUGGUUAUUUUUGGACGGAACAACUUAAACUAUAACUUCAAAUAAAACCCCAACAAGAGGAAUAAUAACUCUCUAAGAUGACAUCAAAAUAUGAACGCAUUAAAAAUGAGUGUCGUACUCGUAAUACGCUCUGGGAAGAUCCCGAUUUUCCAGCUGUACAACAAUCUGUUUUCUACUAUCAAACACCACCCUUUACAUUUCAAUGGCGUCGCAUAUCCGAAAUAGCUGAUGCUCCAAAUGCCUGUUUUGUCAAUGAAACGGAAAAUUUUGAUGUUAUUCCGGGUAAAAUGGGUGAUCGUUGGUUAGUUUCCUGUUUAGGUGUUUUACAUUCUCUGCGCAAUCUUUUCUAUCGUGUUGUACCAGCCGAUCAGAGUCUGGACAAAGCUAAUGGUGUUUUUCGUUUUCGUCUCUGGUGGUGUGGUGAAUGGGUGGAGGUUUUAGUCGAUGAUCGUUUGCCCACCAUAAAUGGCCGUUUGGCUUUCUUACAACCUCAAACAUCAAAUUGUUAUUGGGCCUCUUUGCUGGAAAAGGCCAUUGCUAAAUUGCAUGGUUCUUAUGAGGCUCUUAAAUAUGGCACCCGUUCGGAUGGCCUUAGUGAUUUAUUGGGUGGUGUUGUACAGUGCAUACCCCUUAAGGCCACCAGUACUACAGAUUUGGUAAGGCCUCAACAGCUGAAAUCUCAUUUGGAUACCACUUGCAUUGUCACCUGUAUAGCUGCAACAAGUGCUGCCAUGGCUCAGCAUAAAAAUACACCUGAACGUCUACCGAAUGGCAUAAUACUCAAUGUUAACUACAGACUCUGCUCACUGGAUAAAGUUGAAACACUACUCGGUGACGCUGUACAAUUGGUGCGUAUUAAGGACCCUUUGGCAUGUAAUGCUUUUGCCAACAACAAUGACUACGAAGGCGAUUGGUCGGCAAUGUCCCCAACAUGGGAACGUGUCUCGGUACAGGAACGUGAUCGUUUAUUUGGCCAACUAGAAGUGGGAGAAUUUUGGAUGUCGUUUUUGGAUUUCACACAAACUUUCUCCAGUCUAGAGGUCAUUUACCUUGAUGCUGACACAGCUAAAGAUGAACUCACACUACAGGAUCGACCGAAACGUUGGCAAAUGAAAAUGUUUCAGGGACAAUGGAAACGUGGUGUUACCGCGGGUGGUUGUCGUAAUCAUGAAUCAUUUCACAUUAAUCCACAACUAUUGCUAACCAUACCGGAGAAACAGGAAAUUGUGGUGGCCCUCAAUCAACACACGGCAGUGGAACCAAAAGUUAUAGGUUUCACUAUGUACAAAUUGAGCGGUGUGGCGGGCUCUAAGGUUAAUCAAAAGAUCACCGAAUGUUUACCCAAAGAAUUUUUCAAAACCCAAGUUAGUUUUCUGAAUUCGGAUUAUGGCAAUACCAGACAUGUGACUUGUCAUUGUCAGCUGGAAGUGGGACAAUAUGUUCUAAUGCCCACCACCUAUGAACCGGGAGAAGAAACUAGUUUUACUGUCAGAAUAUUGGGUACAGUACCCUUACGUUUAUCUCUCUUAGAAACUCAGACAUUAAUGCUGCUCGAUCCCUUCCCAGUGCUUAAAAAUGAAGCCGAUUCUACGAAAAUUAAAAACGUGUGUCAAUAUGAACCCGUAUUUAUGCAAUUGGCCGAUGAAAAUAAAACCAUUAAUUGUUUUGAACUGCAUGAGUUAUUGGAUGCCUGUCUGCCCAAUGAUUACAUUAAAGGUUGCGCCAAUAUAGACAUUUGCCGCCAGGUUAUCGCUUUACAGGAUAAAACCGGCACAGGUCGUAUUAAUUUUUUACAGUUCAAAACUUUUAUGGUGAAUUUAAAGUCCUGGCAGGGAGUAUUUAAAAUGUACACCAAAGAAAAAGCCGGCAUUUUAAGAGCCGAACGUCUGCGCGAUGCUCUCUAUGAUGUGGGUUUUCAGUUAAGCACCGAUAUUAUGAAUUGCAUAAUGCAACGUUUCAUACGCAAAGAUGGCACUUUACGUUUAAGUGAUUUUGCUUCAGCAGUUUUACAUUUAACGGCAGCAUUCGAUUAUUUCCAGCGUAAAGAUCACAAUCAGGAUAAUGUCAUUGAAAUCGAAAUGUCCGAUUGGAUUAAAUGUGUUUUGCGUUGUUAACAGUAAAUUUACAACAUGUUCGCUAUAUAUAUAUAUACACAUAUUCUAUAGAUCAGGUUUGAUUGUAGACAAAUUAUUGCAAAUAAGUUGAAAAGUUUUGAAAUUAUUUAGUUGUUAAGAAUCUCUAUGGACCAACACCAGUAAGAUGUCGUUUUAUUUAGUCUAAUUUAUUAUUUUUAUUUUAUUGUAUUCUUAUAUUAUAAUUUAAUAUUUAUAUAUUUAAUUAUUACUUAUUUAAAAUCUCAUUUAAAAACAAACAAACAAAUAAAUAGUCUUGUAAUUUUCAAUUAUUAAUUGAUGUACAUCUUUUUAGUUUAUAAUUUUAAAAACAUACUUGUGUGCUAUAUUUAGUAACAUACUAAAUUAUUUAGAUUAUUUUUUAUAUAUAUAUUUUAUUUAAGUAUAAACUUUUUGGUUCUAAAAAUUAUUGUUACUUUUACAUUAACACAAAUGUUUAUGUUACUAAUUAAGAAAUUAAUACAAAUUUUGAUUAAAAUUACAAUUUUAUGUAGAUCCGGAAAACUUUUUUUAAUAUCUGACACAAAUGCGAAAAUAACACGUGAAAAUAAAAGAUUUUCGAGUUUUUGUGCAUUUUUGAGAUUCUACAACAGCGUGAGGAUAAUUUUUAUGUAAAAUUUGUUAAAUAUAGUUCAAUUUGACUCUAAAGUGAAGUCUUAAACUUUGUUAUAUCUUCUGCCUUUUUGGAGAUAUCUUAACCUAGGUUUAGGUUGGGUUAAGAAGGGUUAUACUCCAUAAAAACGGUGCAUAUCCACCCAGUGAUUCUCUUCAAAAAGUGAGGAUUCAUAAACAGAAAACAAAAGAAAACACACUACCAUUGAAACCAGAGAAGAAGGUAAAAGUAUAGAUAUAAUUAACAAGUCAGUGCCCCAAAGAAUAAAGAGAUAAAAGGAAAAUCUACGUCCCCCUAUAAAGCCCAGUCGAAGAAGUGACUAAUGCCCUUGACAAAACCUAGUAAACUGGGUCAGGGUCCCCAAUUUCGUCGUGAAACCUACUCCCUAGCCAUUUAAGCCUGAGACUCUGUAUCCUAGGACAGUAGCAAAUUAUAUGCUCGAUCGACUCCACUUCUCAUCCUUGCAUAACCUACAAUAGUCCGGUGUAUUGCUAUCCCACUUACUGACAAAGGCCCUAACUGAGCAGUGCCCCGUUAGACUGCGUCUAUCCAGUUCUAUUAGUAUUUUGUUGGCAUCUAUAUCAACCUUAACCUAAAACUUGAAACAAUAGUUAAAAAAACACCAUAUUGCCGAUAUCUCAGUAUAUAUGCACAAGAGAUUUCGAGAAGUUUGUCCUAAACAAUUUUAUAACAAACAUGACUUUGCGCUGAAAAUACGUCACAAAUAUCAACAAAAACCGGAGUUUUUCGAACUUUCUCUAAACUCGCCUGCAUAAGGUACUACAUCCGAUUCUUGUAGAUUUGCGGAGAGUUUGAAGAAGUAAAAGUUAAACAAUAGCGACAAUAGAACUCCACAUUGGGAUGUACGCACUGUUGCCCCCAUUCGGCAUUACGCUUACGCUUCCUUACUUAGUAAAGGAAAGAUCGAAAAAAUGCAUUCUGAUUUUCUGUUGGAGGAUUUAUUUAUGGGAUAGGAUCAAUUAUGAGCCGUCCUCUUAAAAUUUGGUAGAGGAAUUCGUUUCUUAUAAUAUAUAUCGUUUGUGGCGAAUUGUAUAUGUCAUCGGUAUAUUGGUACUUUUAAGCUAGUUGUGAACUUUCAACUCAUUUUCUAAAUGGGGUCCUUAUAUCGGGAAUAUAGUCAAUUAUUGACUGAUCCUCCAAAAAUUCUGCAGAGGAAACUUAUUUGUAUUAUUUCAUUUUCAUACCUGUACUUUUAUAAUGUCAUUUAAUUUAGAGUCAUUUUCGAAAAGGGGAUCUAAUAGGAAAUCUAAAAUAGGGUCUCCUACGGACCGAUCGUCAAAAUAUUUAGGAGACAGAUUUUGCGAAUAUUUUGAAGAAGGGGACCUCCAUUAUGGUCCCUAUUGUACUUUAACAGUCCUAACAGACGUACAUGAAUAGAUUGUCUUAGAAAAUCAGAUAUAUGCGGAUAAAUCGGCAAAUCAGGCCAUUUCGUCCUAGAAAAUCAGAUAUAGGCCGAUAAAUCAGCAAAUAGGGCAACAUUGGAUCGCCUUGUUUAACUCCAGGAGGUUUUAGGCCUUUGUAUCUAAACUCUUCAAACUCUACUCGUUAUAUAAACGGUUCUGGAAACAGUUCUUGAAACAAUGAUUUUUGUUCGAAUUUUAUCACCUUCUAGGGUAACUUUAGACAAUAAAUGCACUUUUUAUAAAACAAUUCUGGAGAUCGGUCUAUUUUCAGCAAUUUUUGUUUGAAAUUGUUAUUGUAUGUUUGAGAUAAAUCCCACAAAAGUCCUAAUAUAUUAUUAUCCAAUCGCCAAUACUUUCUAUUCAGAGACUGUUAACAAGGACUAUACGAAUCCAGCUGAUGAAAUUUAAUACUUAAUUUUUUCAAUUCCUUAGAGAUUUGUUAUUGCACUAUAAUGUUACAGAGACCAAGCCUUAGAAGUAAGUUUAAGUUAAGAUCUUAUUCAAUAUUAAUUAUACAUAUAUAUGUAAGACAUUCUAAAAGGUUCUAUAUUAUUAAAACAUGUUUUGGUAUCAAAAUUUAUCUAAAUAUAGCACACAUUUUCUUAAAGGCCUAGUGCCCAGAUUGUAUAUUUUUUUAUUUAAAUUCCUUAAAUUUAGUAAAAUUUUUGAGACAAGUACAUAAUUUUAAAUAACCAUUGUUAAAAUAUUCAAUUUUUAUAAA